This is a messenger RNA of Lodderomyces oxycetoniae, 1353 nucleotides long. It is a transcript of the gene CDC11, whose product is annotated as septin. The transcript has a single exon. Gene Ontology annotation, molecular function: GTP binding; GTPase activity; molecular adaptor activity. Gene Ontology annotation, biological process: actomyosin contractile ring assembly; cytoskeleton-dependent cytokinesis; cellular bud neck septin ring organization. Gene Ontology annotation, cellular component: cytosol; cell division site; septin ring. Bases 1 to 1353 code for a protein of 450 amino acids. The record is from RefSeq and is a predicted model, not a curated record. NCBI's taxonomy places the organism in Eukaryota, Fungi, Ascomycota, Pichiomycetes, Serinales, Debaryomycetaceae.
AUGAUUGUUGGUGAAAGUGGCUCGGGUCGUUCGACAUUGAUCAAUACCUUAUGUGGCGGCAACUCAAUAGUGCCAACUUCUUCCACUAUCAAAGAAGAUCCGUUUACCAGGAAAUUGACUUUGAGGCACGAAAAUGUCGAAUUGGAAGAUAAUGAAGGCCACAAGAUUAGUCUUAAUAUCAUAGAUACGCCAAAUUUUGCUAAUCAAAUAAAUUGUAACGAUGAUUUCAGAAUCAUUGUUGAUUUCAUUCGUCACCAGUUUGACGAGGUGUUAUUGGAAGAAUCUAGAGUCAAACGUAAUCCAAGAUUCAAAGAUGGUAGAAUUCAUGUGUUGAUUUAUCUUAUCAAUCCAACUGGUCAUGGAUUAAGUGAAAUUGAUGUGAAAUUUUUAAAGCAUAUUAACAAUUUAGUCAACAUAUUACCAAUUAUAUCAAAAGCUGACUCCCUAACCAAAGACGAAUUGAAGUUGAAUAAAAAAUUGAUUUUAGAGGAUUUGAAUAAUUACGGUAUCAAUUAUUAUAAAUUCAACGAGUAUGAGUAUGAAAAGGAUUAUAUCGAUGACGAGAUUAUUGAGUAUAACAAGUAUUUAAACUCACUAUUACCAUUUGCAAUUAUUGGUGCUAAUGAGUACAGAAAGAAUAGUGCAAGUGACAAGCAUGUUGCUGCCGCUGCUGCUGCUUCUUCUUCUUCUCGUAAGAAGCACGAUGGAGAUGAUGAUGACGACACCGAGGCCGACGACGAUAUUGAUGUUGACGAUAUCAUCAAGCUCAGAGUGUUGAACAAGGAUCUCAAGCCAAUCAAUAUUGACGAUCCCGAUAUAAAUGAUUUCACAAUAUUGAAAAAUGUGAUUCUCAUUACCCAUCUCAAUGAAUUCAAAGAUAUUACUCAUGAUCAGAUUUAUGAAAAUUACAGAACUGAGGCAUUAUCAGGUAAACAGUUCCACUACAUGAACAAAAAUAACUCUGAUGAUGGAAGUUAUAGGUCAUAUACUACAAGUGCCCAAAACUUGUCUGAUCAUGCCAAUGGUAAUGGUACCAACGGAAGCAGUAGCAAUGGCCAUCACCAUCACAACAACAACAAUAACAACAAUAACAACAACAACAACAACAACUAUCUAAAUAACGGCUCAGAUACAGGUGCAACCCCACCCUCGGAUUAUCUAAUGAAGGAAGAACAAAUUCGAAUGGAAGAAGAAAGAUUAAAGAAAUUUGAAGAGCGCGUACAUCAAGAUUUAAUUACAAAGAGACAAGAGUUGUUGGAUAGAGAAAAUGAGUUGAAGGAAAUUGAAAAGAGACUAUUAGCUGAAGGGUUGAAAUUGAAUGAAAAUGGUGAUGUCGUUAAGGUUGAAGAUUAA